Molecule: messenger RNA, 2988 nt
Organism: Megalobrama amblycephala (Wuchang bream)
Lineage: Eukaryota; Metazoa; Chordata; Actinopteri; Cypriniformes; Xenocyprididae
Gene: cxcr3.1
Product: chemokine (C-X-C motif) receptor 3, tandem duplicate 1
Exons: 3
Coding region: 31-1212 (393 amino acids)
Biological process (GO): regulation of leukocyte migration; inflammatory response; G protein-coupled receptor signaling pathway
Cellular component (GO): membrane
Molecular function (GO): C-X-C chemokine receptor activity
Source: RefSeq, a predicted model, not a curated record
ACCUUUAGGUCUAUUAAUGUGUAACUCUCAAUGUGUCAAUCAUUUCAGUGCCUCUCGACCACUGUGAGUCCUACAUUCACACAGACAAUGAAUUUUGAUACAAAGAUGACCUUCACAAUGGAUGCCCUUGGCUUUACUGUCGAUUACAAUGACAGCUACAGUGAGAUUUAUGAAGAUGACUGCUGUGGUGAAGGACUUGUGUGUGAUCAGGAGUCUAGCAUGCACUUUGAUUCCAUUUUCAUUCCGGUCCUUUACUCUCUGGCGCUGGUAGUGGGGCUGGUAGGAAAUGGGCUGGUUCUGGUGGUAAUGUGGAAGAAAAGGGUGAGCUUGAACGUUACAGACAUCUUCAUCCUUCACCUGUGCUUAGCAGACACUCUGCUGCUGCUGACGCUGCCCUUCUUGGCUGUAGAGGCAGUGAAGGGGUGGAUCUUUGGCACAGCGCUCUGCAAACUGAAUGGAGCUCUGUUCAAGAUCAAUUUCUACUGUGGCAUUUUCAUGCUCUCCUGCAUCAGUCUUGACCGCUACCUGUCCAUCGUCCACGCAGUCCAGAUGUAUUCUCGUAAAAAGCCCAUGGUGAUUCACUGUUGCUGCCUGAUGGUCUGGCUCUUCUGCCUUCUGCUCUCCAUUCCUGACUGGAAAUUCCUUGUGGCCGUCAAGGACAGCAGACGUCAGGAUAAAACAGAAUGUGUUCCAUUUUACUCCUCUGAUCGUGAAUCUUGGAUGCUUGCCACUCGUCUGCUCUACCAUAUUUUGGGUUUUGCUAUUCCAGCAGUAUUGAUGCUGUUCUGUUACUCUUGUAUCCUCCUGCGGCUGAGACGUGGCUCUCAGGGCAUGCAGAAGAAGAGGGCCAUCCGUGUCAUCGUAGCCCUCGUACUGGCUUUCUUCAUCAGCUGGACGCCUUAUAACAUCACCCUCAUGGUUGACACCAUACAAAGUAAUUUGUUUAAUGUGACUGUCAGUCCCAUUAACCAAACAUCUUGUGAGAGCAAAACAGCAUUGGAUGUAGCUCUUACAGCAACUUCCACAUGGGCCUACUUACACUGCUGCGUCAACCCAGUCCUUUAUGCUUUCGUGGGGGUGAAAUUUCGCAAGCACUUGCUGGAUAUGCUGAAACCACUGGGCUUCACGCUGAAGGGCCCAGCAGGCGUGGUGUCACGGAAAAGCUCUGUAUGGUCAGAGUCAGUGGACACCUCUCACACAUCUGCCUUCUGAAACAUCAUAUGCCAUCAAACCAAUUUAUGUACAGUCAGGAACCAUGUCAUCUUUUUCUGCAACCUUUAACAUCUGUAUCCAUAUUAUGUCAGAAGAGUAUGGCUUUAAGUAUGCAAGCAUUUCCGUUCACACCAAGGAUGGUAACUAUAACUAGUUUUAAUGAUCAUGAUUCAUCUGAGAAUCAUGAAGUCCACACCACAACUAUGAAGAUAACAACGCAGAGCAACGAUAUCACUGGAAUCACUUUCAGAAUGACUUUUCCCAGCUGAUUAACAAUAAAUCCAUUAACAGACAAUCAGAAUCCACCCAACUUCAAAGAUGAAGUAUAUAAGAUACAUUCUCUAAACCCAGUUUAUCGUACAUUGAUUACUAUUAGUAUGUCAUUCAUGGGUUUAUCUCCCCCAAAAGUGUAAAUGUUGAGCUUCUCAGGCACCAUUAAAACAUUGAGAGCAUUCUGCUCAGAUCCAUCAAUCUCUUUCCAGCUCAACUUAUAGUGUGAGUUUGGGGCGUGGCUACUGUAGCAGGUGGAGCCAAAAAGGGUGUUUAGCCGGAGUGGAUGGGACCAUGACUGACGCAUUACAUGGGAAAAGACAUUCAGCUUCGGUUACAGAAAUGCAAGCCAAAAUUUGCUGCAUUUAGACCUUCAAGUAAUAAACAGGUCAUGAACACGUCAAAGCGCAUGGGGCAUUGCGAUGCGAGCUACAGCGGACUCUUCAAUAUCAUACAGCAUCAUCAUGUACCCGUUCAGAAAGACAAAUGUACAUGCUCCAACAGAAACCUGAGCUUUUAAUGGCAGCUGCAGUGACAAAAUGACUUUACCAAUCGGUGAUUGACUUUUUUAUUUAGAAAGUGGGACUUAUUCUGCCAUAUUGCAUGUUGGACUUUCUCCCAUUCAUAAGUAAUAUGUUUGUAUAUCUAAAGUGAUAUGUUGGAUGGGUUUAUUAUAAACGAGGCGCUCGGGUUUGAAUUAGCCUCUUCAGUUACUUCCUCAUGACACAUAGCAACACAGCUUAAAGUAUUCCUAAUAUGUACUUUUAUUGAAAGUAGCCAACAUUUACCCAUUGAGACAUGCUUUCACAAGCACCCAUAAGAGCUGUGAUGUUCGAGCUGGGGAAGGCGAAAGGGGCGUUGGCAAGGUUGUUUGAAAAUAAUGCUUUAUUUUUGUAAUUCUGCUAGGUGCCACAAGUGUCGCACAAACUACAUACUUCACCUUUAAAACAACAGAUGACAAAACUGCAGCAUAUCACUUAUAAUAAACAGAAUAUUAGUAUCCAUUGGUGUGGACUGUAAUAUUUAUCUUUAUUCUUAUCUUUAUAGUUAUCGUUCUUGGUGUGAACAGGUCUUUAUUCUCACGACUGUGCUGAUUAACAUGCAUGAAUAUAGAGAAGUCUUUUAUCUUACUUUCAUAUAUUUCUAUUUGCACAUGUGUAAGUUACUUUAGGUUAUUUUUUGCAUUUCUCAUUUGCAUUUUUGCAUUCUCAUUUGGAUCAGACUUUUGAAAAUACAGUUAUACAAUUUAAAGUUCUGGAGUUAUUGUAUGUAGUGUCUAGAAUUGUUCUUAAAUGUAUUUGUUAAUUGUCUUAUGUUUUUAUUUUUUACGACAAUGUUUUUAAAUAUCUCAUUUUGCUGUAAACACAUUAUUAAAACAUCUUAAAGGCCUACUUGUGAUGUAAAGCAAAACUGCAAAUGUGUAUUUUGGUGCUUACUGUCUUCUUAUAUUUUGAUGUACAACUUUGUUGAACCACUUUGUAUAAAUAAAACCUUUAUUUCAAAUUA